AAAACUCUACGCUCUCUCCCAGUCCCCGCGAUAUUUUUGGUGCCGAAUUGGCUUCUUUCUUCUGAAUUCUGAUUCUCAACUCCUGCUACGGAGGCUGUUCCUCUGCGUUCCAGUUUUCGAGUUUUCGAGCUAUGGAGUCUCUAAUCAACGCUUCUCCUGCUGCGAUCGUCUCCUCCUCUUCUUCUUUUUCAAUGUCUUUGCCCAAUAGGAUUCCUUCUCUCAGAUCUUUUCAAGUUCCGCACGCCUCGAAAGGUAACGAGAACGAAUCUGAUUCUCAGACUGAUUCGAAUAACAUUAGGAACCUUCCAAUCCUAAGUAAACGCCACCUCUCUCUUUCCCCUCUUUCGAAGGAUGUUGCCAUGGGAGUGGUGCUUAGCGCAGCCACGGGAAGAGGAUGGACGACAGGGUCUGGCAUGGAAGGUCCCUCAGCUCCGGCUGGAUUGGAGGGCAAAUCAAGCACUGAGAAUAUCUCCACUUUCCCAUGGUCACUUUUCACGAAAUCUCCUCGUCGAAGAAUGCUUGUGGCUUUUACUUGUAACAUUUGUGGGCAACGAACGACACGAGCCAUCAACCCCCAUGCUUAUACUGAUGGCACUGUGUUUGUGCAGUGUUGUGGAUGCAGUGCAUACCACAAGCUCGUGGACAACUUGAACCUGUUUCAUGAGAUGAAAUGCUACAUCAACCCGAGUUUUAACUAUGGGAGUAAUGGAUGGGGCGAUGUAAACUUCAAAUAUCUGGACGAUGGAAGCGAUGAUAUAUACCCGAUACAAUGAGGUAAAUAAUGUGCUCAUCACUCACGGAGUAUGUACAUUCUGGACUCUUUUGUACAAGUACAAUUAUUUGUUAUAUAUAUUGUUCUAUAUAUCAUAUAGGAACCCGAUUUGGACAUAGAAAUUGAAUACCUUAAUUCUGCAGGUCAACCAGUGAAAUAAUUUUAAAGUGCUUUUGACCUCUUAAUUUUCUUCA
This is a messenger RNA of Momordica charantia (bitter melon), 966 nucleotides long. RefSeq names its product Zim17-type zinc finger protein. Gene Ontology annotation, molecular function: zinc ion binding; protein-folding chaperone binding. Gene Ontology annotation, cellular component: mitochondrion. The record is from RefSeq and is a predicted model, not a curated record. NCBI's taxonomy places the organism in Eukaryota, Viridiplantae, Streptophyta, Magnoliopsida, Cucurbitales, Cucurbitaceae. Gene Ontology annotation, biological process: protein stabilization; protein import into mitochondrial matrix; protein folding.